AUGUCAGCAAGAGGAAAGGGAGGAAAGGGAUUGGGAAAAGGAAGAGCGAAGAGCGAAGAGACGCAAGAAAGUUCUGAGAGACAACAUUCAAGGAAUUACCAAGCCUGCGAUCAGGCAUCUUGCUCGCAGAGGAGGUGUGAAGCGAAUCAGCGGUUUGAUCUACGAAGAAACGAGAGGAGUUCUGAAGGUCUUUCUCGAGAAUGUUAUAAGAGACGCUGUGAUGUAUACUGA
Molecule: messenger RNA, 231 nt
Organism: Eruca vesicaria subsp. sativa (arugula)
Lineage: Eukaryota; Viridiplantae; Streptophyta; Magnoliopsida; Brassicales; Brassicaceae
Source: the annotation of a GenBank genome assembly